AUGGCGUGGUCAUUAGCUAUCAGAGUCUCCCUCUUAUGUGCAGCUACAGUCGCAGUUCUGUUUGCCUCAGCUGCAGUGGAUUUAGAAUACAACAACUUGGCCAAGUCCACAGUUGUGCCCAAGAGACAUUCCUUGAUGCACAUGAACCCAGAAUAUUCUCCCCAUGUUCUGCCUUACUGGUUCAUGAUGGAAAAACUGAAAAAGGAGAGAAGUCAGAAGAAUGUCAUUCCCAGAGAUAAGAUGCCAAAGAUUAAGCAUAGUCAAAAGUGCCCCCAGGGCACAGACAGGAGUCUCCCUUGUGAAGAGUCCACAGUGUAUGCUCUCAUACCUGGAGAGCAAGGAGACAUUGCAACUGACCAGGAAGGAGGACCCUUCACAAUGGAUGUUCAACACAUCCCAAUGCCCAACUUAGAGGAUAUAGAAAUGGCACAGAAGGCUGCAGAAGCUGCAGCUGCAGCCCUUGGGCCACCACCACAAGAUAUGUCCUUGAUGGACCCAUCCAUACUGUUUUCAUCUAUGCCUGACUCUGUACCACCAGAAUUUUCUCAGAACCCAACCUCUUGGAUUCAAACUAUGAUGGCUGCAAUGGAUCCAACUGGAAGCUUAUUCAGGCAAACAUCAUCAGAGGUAGAAGCAACCGGUGAGGUGCCAAAAGACUUGGACUGGAUGCUAAGAGGACCAGAAAAUCUUGACUACAAUGAACUUGAGAACUUCUUGCUGCAACUGACAAGAUACUUCAAAGAUUCCACACGAUUAGAGGUUGUGGGGGAGACUGUACAAAACAGGACAAUAUAUGCAGUGGUGUUGUGUUACAACAAGCUGGAUUGCAGAACACGACCCAUGCUCAAGCCAAAAGUCAGACUGGCUGCAAAUUUUCAUGGCAACCAUGGCACAGCAAGAGCCCUUCUCACUUUCCUCAUCAUGUACCUCCAGUUGCACAGAGAACACAAUCCCAGAGUGCAAGCAUUGUUGCAGAAGGUUGAAAUUCACAUCAUUCCAACAGUGAACCCUGAUGGGUAUGAACAAGCCCUUGAAGAUUGGGAACGUCUGAGGCGGUACUCAAACAUAUCCGAGGGUUUCUACAACGCCAACGGUGAAGACUUGGAAGUGGAUUACCCAAACAUUUGGAAAUUUUCGCACUUCUCACAGCCGGGUUUUUGGGAUGAGAGAGAACCGGAAACAAUUGCUCUCAUGAAGUACAGCAUGGAGGAACUGUUCGUCAUGUCCGGCGUUUUCAGUGACGGUGAUCUCGUGGUCAGACUUCCGCUCUGGUCUCACCAGCAACGGAAUUUUUCGGAUACUGGAGUAGAAAGUAGGCCACCAGACUACGACGUGUUCAUGCAAAUCGGUCACGAAUAUGCCUUCAGACAUCCAGUGAUGAAUGCCAAGGAAUUCCUAUGCCCCAAAGGCAGGACACACUUUUUCGACGGCGUCGAAAAUGGAGCCUUUGGUCACAUUGUUGAACCACCCAAGGGCCACUCCGCAGACUGGCACUACAAAUUUGCAAACGCCUUCGAAUGGACCAUCUACAUUUCAUGCUACACCAUGUCCAUGGAAGAGACUUUGGACGUUGACUGGACCAGGAAUGUCAAUUCCAUGAUUGCAUUUGUGGAAAGUGCGCGAAUGGGAGCACAAGGCAUGGUAUGGGACAACAGAACUGGGUCGCCCAUUUCAGAUGCUUACAUUGAGGUCAAGAACAGAAGGCACAGACUCAGGACCAAUGAGAGAGGGGAAUACUGGAGACUUCUCAAUGAUGGAGUUUACUCAAUGAGAGCCGUCAAACGAGGGUACGACCCUGCACCAUGGGCAGUUGUUAGGAUCUUCAAUGCCUUGGGACCAGUUACACAGCACUUCUAUUUGUCACAGAGCGUCAAGAGUGAAGGCAGUGGGAGCUUCCUCUGCUAGUUUUUUUUCUACUGUUUCUGUUUUAUAUACGUCCUUAACCUCUAUGUCCUGUCUCAAUUGAGUACAAUGUUACUCAGUCUUCCUACAAUUACAAACGAAAUGCAUCACAUACACUUCAACACACUA
This is a messenger RNA of Notodromas monacha, 2031 nucleotides long. The record is from the annotation of a GenBank genome assembly. NCBI's taxonomy places the organism in Eukaryota, Metazoa, Arthropoda, Ostracoda, Podocopida, Cyprididae.